GCAGAGGUCAAGACCACAGAAUAUCAUGUCGCGCUUAUUUGAUAUGCAAAACGUUUGAGAGACGAUGGCAGCAGAGCAUGAGACACCCGUAUCUUUGUAUUUCAAAAUGACUUCUGCGGUCCAUUUGAGAAAUGAACUGAAAAUAGAAUAUGGGAAAGAUUACGAAGAAACGAAAAAUCGUCUGUUUGCGAUUCUAGGAUGGCUGGGCCGGGCGAACCUCGGAAAUCCGUUUGUGGCAUCGUGUGAUCUCGCCUCGUAUCUCAAGUUCUCCGUUUCAAAAUAUGUGUUACAUUAUGGUCCGAGCAUUUUCAUCAACUACAGCCGCUUUCCAUACAAAGCGGACACUGUCAAUGAAUGGUUUUAUCUUCCUCCUGAAGACGAUUGGCCAGAGCGAGGCGAGGCAGUAAAAGUAAUAAAUGUUGAUAAAUUUGGGCUCGCGCGGAAGUGUUACAGGACACAAAAUCAAGUCGAAAAUGCUUUUCCAGAUUCGCUAGAAGAUGACGAAUUCGAAGUUUUCUUUCACGGUACAUCUCACGAAAGCGCUGAAGAUAUAAUUGAAGGUGGGAUUGACUUGGGGAAAGGUGCAAGAAAGCGGGACUUCAGCGAUGGAGAUGGUUUUUAUCUGAACAAAAAUUUUGAUGAUGCUUUGAGGUGGGCUGGACAUAGAAGCAAGAGUUCUGCAGUGCUCGUAUUUCGACUAAAGAAGACUGAAUUAAGAGGCGAUGAUAACGAGAAAGGCUAUGAUCUUGGAGCGCCAGAUAUGAAGAAAGAAUGGCAAGAAGUGAUUAAGAACUUUAGGAAUGGAACGUUAAAUUCAAAGUACCGCAAAGAAAUGAAUCGCCUGUACCAGUUUAUCGAGGGACCGAUGGCUUCGAUCUCAGAAAAGAAUUCAUCGAGUGUUUCGUAUCCCCGUCAGAAAGAUGAUUCUUAUCAGCUGUGCGUUCGAACGCAAAGCUGCGUCGAGCUCUUUGACCGUGGCCUUCAUUCUGUAGUCUUUUCCGAGAAGUAGGUAAAAAUUGUUGAGUACUUACUCUUAGUGAACCAAACAAUAAAUGAUUCUUGAAAUUUCGAAAUAUGAAACAGCUAGGGUGUUACGAAAUUUUACUCAUGGAAUUUUUAUUCUGUAUUCA
Pocillopora verrucosa is the source of this 1130-nucleotide messenger RNA. The record is from RefSeq and is a predicted model, not a curated record. NCBI's taxonomy places the organism in Eukaryota, Metazoa, Cnidaria, Anthozoa, Scleractinia, Pocilloporidae.